This is a messenger RNA of Spodoptera exigua (beet armyworm), 1519 nucleotides long. Lineage: Eukaryota; Metazoa; Arthropoda; Insecta; Lepidoptera; Noctuidae. The record is from the annotation of a GenBank genome assembly.
AAAAUCGACUCCAGAAACUCAGGUCUGCGAGGGACGGCGCGGUGCGGGCGUGAAGCAUCAAGCCGUCAAGCGGCAAGCGGUCGGCGGCGUUCAGCAGUGUACGCGCGUCCAACAACGCGAGUGGUUGUACGGCAUGCGAGAAGCGGCUGGCAGAAUGGCCGAGCUCGAGUUCGAAGCGCCUCUCGCGCAAAUCGAAGAAGCAGACGAUUGUCUUUCCACUGCUGACUACCCACAAAAAACCAUAAACGGUAACGACAUACGUCUUAACAACAUUAAAAAUGUCAAAAGUGAAAUGGUCAAAAUGAAAACUGACUCCAACAAAAUAAAUGAUAAUGAGGAACCUAAACCGGUGAAGUGCAAACAGGACAAUAUUAUGCAAAACGGUGAAGGAGACAACUUUACGGAGACUUUCUCCGGUUCACUGGAAGAUUUGGUGAACACUUUCGAUGAGAAGAUCACCAAGUGUUUCGGAAACUAUGAAGAGAGCGUAGAGAAGUUGGCUCCAGUGCAAGUUCGCAGCCAGGAGGAGAUCAUGAACGAAUGCCAAAUGUGGUGGACGAUCACGGGUAACUUCGGAAACAUUCUUCCGAUUGACUGGACUAAAUCGUUCUCCAGGAAGAUGCAUAUCCCUACCUUGAAUCUUAAUGACAAAAAGAGUUCAAUGACUCCUGACGACGAGAUCCACAGCUCGGAGGACGAGGCCGUGGCCUCAGAUCUGGACAUGCAUGCUCUCAUCUUGGGAGGGCUCCACCAGGACCACGAGUGCCCAGUAAAGACUGCUGAUGAGGUUAUACAGGAGAUAGAUGACAUGAUGCAAGACACUCCAUCAUCAGAAGGUGACAUCAUCGAGUACAACGAAGCUCUGGAGAAAGGGAAGGAGGUACUCAGCUCGCCGCUCUAUGAAGAUAAGCUGCGCACAUACUCGCUUGCUCAACUGAACGAAAUAUUUAUGGAGUUGGAAGUCCUGAUCCGCGAGUUCUCUGAGACUCUGAUUGCUGAACUCGCUCUGCGUGAUGAGCUGGAAUAUGAAAAGGAGUUGAAGAACACCUUCAUAUCUCUGCUGUUAGCUGUUCAGAAUAAGAGGCGACAGUAUCAUAUUGAGAAGAAGAAGAGGCCGCAGCCACCAAGGUCGCCCAAUCUGAACGGUGGCCAUACUGAGUCUAAGUACUUGACUACGGUGAUACCGUUCCAUCUAGACAACGGACCCCCGGACAACCAGUCGCUCCAAGUGCUCAUUAAGAUUCUGAAGGCGAUCAACGAGGAUAGCCCGACCGUGCCGACGCUAUUAACAGACUACAUCCUAAAGGUCCUAUGUCCAACAUAAAUACCCCACGACUCUAGCCAAUUGAAGUAAUUAUUGAACAACACAUUCAACAUUUCAACAUUAAUUGCACUACAUAUGUAACAGGUUUUAGACCAUAUCAUUGUCUACACGAAUACUUUUGUUCACUUAGAAAUAAAUUUAUCCAAAUAGUUGUAAUUGACUGUAGCGAUAAGGGUGCGGAUUUAUACUCUCUCU